AUGGAAAGCUCCAGGGACAGCGCCGCAGGGCGCAUCUUCAACGAGAGGCUGGCAAAUAAGAUCCCUGCACCUAUCCCAGAAACAACAACUGCUCCAACUCAGUUGAGUGUCGAUACCGAGGCUGCCGCUCCCAAUGCUUCAAAUCCACCUCCCGCGCUUGCGCGUCCAGACGCUCAGAAAAUAGAGGAGCUCACCUACACUCAGCGCUUCGCCUCGCGAACUCUGCCUGCAUGGAUUCGGUCGGUUGAGGAAACCGACGAUGGGGAUGAAGCUACUGUCACCGAUCGCUUACUUCCCUCCCAGCCCAACGACGCAUUUGUAGCCCAGCACAAUCACUCUCCGUAUGCAUCAUCAUCCAAAUACCAGCCAUCAGAAUCAAUUACCAAUGGUCUGUUCGAGGAUGACGCCUCGCCUGUCAAUCGUGAAUCACGUUGGGUGACAUUUUCACGGACGAUUCAAUACCCCAGAGAACCUGGCAGGGAGCAAGAGCAGGUCACGUCGGAUUGGAUGAACCAAAAUCACGGGGACUAUUUGCAGCCAUGGCGAGGCAAGGAUCUUGAAGGUGAUAGUCCGGAGUAUCCACUACAUAGUGGAGGCCGCAGGGAGAUCUGGAUCAAGCGCUUCCAAAACACCCUGUUGCGAAGUCCGCUAGUCCCAUUAAUCCUCCGAAUGACCGUCUGGUGCUUCUCACUCUCUGCCCUGGCUCUUGGUGGCUCGAUCCAACACCUGGCUAACGAAGGCCACCACCCUCAGGGUCCAUCUGCCUUGAUGGCAAUCAUUGUUGAUGCCGUCGCGCUGGUUUACCUGCUCUACAUCACUUUCGAUGAAUAUACAUCGAAACCACUUGGCCUGCGCUCCCCUUCGGCCAAAGCGCGGCUUCUGCUCCUUGAUAUUUUCUUCAUUGUCUUCGAUGCUGCCAAUCUGAGCCUGGCAUUUGCUUCUCUCUCCGAGGUGACCGGCUCCUGCACCGAGGCGGAAGUGAACCAAGUGGUUGAUCCACGAAAUGACCACAUUUGCGUGCGACAAAAAGCACUUGCCUCUGUGCUAUUAGUUGCUCUUUUGGCUUGGUUAAUGACCUUUUCGAUAAGUGUCCUUAGACUUGUUGAGAGAGUGACGCAGUGA
Molecule: messenger RNA, 1122 nt
Organism: Penicillium brevicompactum
Lineage: Eukaryota; Fungi; Ascomycota; Eurotiomycetes; Eurotiales; Aspergillaceae
Product: phospholipase D regulator
Exons: 3
Coding region: 1-1122 (373 amino acids)
Biological process (GO): positive regulation of catalytic activity
Cellular component (GO): cell periphery; fungal-type vacuole
Source: RefSeq, a predicted model, not a curated record